AUGGCCAACCUAACCCGCGCCUACCUCUGGUUCUACAACACAGCCAACCUAAUCUUCUGGUUCAUCUGCGUCGUCGUAACCUUCCGCCUCCUCCCUGACGCAAUCGAAACCGACAAUGUGCACACGAUCUUCCCGAAAACCAGCCCGCUCCUGGUCAUCACCCAAUCGCUCGCCUUCGCCGAAGUGCUCCAUAGCCUGACCGGCCUCGUCCGCGCGCCCCUCAUCACAACGACCAUGCAAGUUGCCUCGCGCCUGCUGCUGGUUUGGGGCAUCAUGACUCCGUUCGGUGGGGAGAUUGUCGGCGGCUCUGAGCCGGGCCUCGGCGACUUCGCGUACCUGGGCUGUGUGUUGGCGUGGGGAGUCACGGAGAUCAUUCGGUACGGAUUUUUCUCGAUUACGCUUUCCGGUAACGCUGUUCCUGAAUUCUGGACUUGGUUGCGCUACAACACAUUCUAUGUGCUGUACCCGGUUGGCAUCUCGAGUGAGUGUGCGCUGAUCUUCCUUGCGCUUGGUCCGGCUGGCGCCAUCGAUCCGCUUUUCAAGUAUUUCCUGAUUGCGGUCUUGGUUAUUUAUGUGCCUGGUUCUUAUGUCCUCUACACACACAUGAUUGCGCAGCGCCGGAAGGUUUUGCGGGGGAAGAAGCGGGCCGAUUAG
Molecule: messenger RNA, 654 nt
Organism: Penicillium argentinense
Lineage: Eukaryota; Fungi; Ascomycota; Eurotiomycetes; Eurotiales; Aspergillaceae
Product: protein tyrosine phosphatase-like domain-containing protein
Exons: 2
Coding region: 1-654 (217 amino acids)
Biological process (GO): fatty acid elongation; very long-chain fatty acid biosynthetic process; sphingolipid biosynthetic process
Cellular component (GO): endoplasmic reticulum membrane
Molecular function (GO): 3-hydroxyacyl-CoA dehydratase activity
Source: RefSeq, a predicted model, not a curated record